UCCAUAUUCGUGAACGAGAGCUACGUGACUCCCGCAGCGCCGUCGUGUAGCCGCCCUAGCUCGCGCUGACAACGUUGCCGUGGCAACCCCCUCACAUCAUCCUCCUCCUCUGAUCUCGCACACGGACACACACCCACGCCGCACGCAACGACCCGAGCGGUAUUCCCGCCGCGCCCCUUCUUGCGGCGCCUGAUGAAUAAUCCAUGUGGAGGCAGUUGAGCAGCGGGAGUGCAGGGAAUGCCGGCCGGGAAGGAAUGCCAUGUGCGUAUGAGGAUCAUCUGCUCGUCGUGUAUUCCUGCAUAAUGGACUUCUGUACUGCAUCCAGCACUUGGACGCCGACAUAUGUGGAAUGUGAUCCUUCUGACUUCUUUGGUUUGAAUGCCAUCAUGAUCAAGGUGAUGUUCGAGACGUGAGGAACGCCGAGGGGGAGGACACCACGUUCGAUAGGAUGCGUGUACUAGCAUUUACUAUACUUCCCCUUGCGCCCUAAACGCUGCGUGACACCUUUUCCAAGAAGGACUCUCCCUUCAUCCCGCUGGAGGACUUUUUAAGAUCAGGAAAGACACCUCUUUGCUUGUAGCCAUGUUCUGCUUCUGCUUCCAGAGCCCCUCCCUCAAGCUACAAGCCCUGGAGGCUGAUUUUAGUCCCCCGGACCCAGAGCACGAAGACCCCCGAGAGCAGAAGAACCUGCCGGCCCACCAGCAGUCUAUUUCGAGCAGGCAGCCAAGCCUGCGUUUGGACCACAAGCCGCUUCUCCACUCGCCUCCGACAACGCCAGCUCAGGACACGGUUGACUCAUCACAGCACAUACCUGCCCCAUCCCAGGACUCUUCGUGUGCUCCCGCUCCGUCCACCGCCUCCCCUCCUGAGGGAGCCCCCGGAAAUGAGGACCCACCACCCAGCUCUCCGGACAGUCCUCCCCUGCUUUCCACUUUCACCACCAGCGAGUGUCCCGUCCCGUCGCCUCGUUGCCCCAACCUGAGCAGCAGCCUACGCUACAACCUGGACCCCGAUACAGCCCCGUCGCCGCCUUGCUCGCAGCACAUCCGCAUGGCACGCUGCGGUGUCCGUGCAGAACCAGACGACUGCUCCUUGUCCGUGUCCGUGUUGAAGAGACACGUUCAGACCUUGAGGAAGAGGAUCAGACAGCUGGAGGAGCAUUUUGAGCAGGAGAGGCUCAAGCCUUCCUAUUAUGACAAGACCGCACAUCCGGAGGUCGCCAGACUGAUCAAGGAGCUCCUGAAGAGCCGCAAGCAGUUGAAAGACCUCAAGUUGUGUCAUGCCGAGGAAGGCGACUCGAAAGGAGGUUUAAACCAUCCACAGGAAAGGACCAAUCAGGGUGAGGCCGCACUUUCGGGGCUCGAGUUUCAACAAGUGAACAACAACAGCAACGCCAAGCCAAGUGUGGAGGAAACGGUCCACGUCAUGACCAAAAGACUGACCGAGAGCCGGCGAGAGCUCAGCCUGCCCGACAGCAUCAAGGAGAUGAACCAUUCCCAGAUUAGCAUGGAGAAGUCCAGCCUGCAGAAGUGCUUGCUCUACUUUGAGAGUCUGCAUGGACGCCCGAGUAGCGUGAGCGAGCAGAUUCUGGUCAAACCUUUCUACGAGCGCUACCACAUCCUCAAACAGCUGCUACGUUCCUCCAAUACUUGUACACUCAUUACCACCAUUGAGGAAGAGGAGGGCUCCGAUGACGAUCAUCCCAAAGAGCAAAACCCGAGACAGCAGUGCGUGUCGUCAGGGGGGCCGCCGCCCCCUCCCACCUCGGAAACGUCCGACACGCCCCUGGUGUCGCCUUUGGAAGAAGUCAAGUGUCUCCAACCGCAGCUUGUCACCAUGGCAACACUCCAUGAGGCUUCCAGAUCAGAAUUAUUGGAUCAUCUUCGUGUCACCCGUUUGGAAAAACGGAGGCUUCAUCGAGCACUGCGGGAGUUUGAGGACCUUUUCCACACCUUGAGUGGCAGGGUCUGUCAGAAGGAGGACCGCGGACCCAUGGCGGAGGAGUACUGCCAGUACAAGAACCUCAAAGCCAAACUCCGCCUGCUCGAGGCCCUGCUCAGCAAAAAGCAGGACACGGACAAGAGCAACUGAGCUUCUCACAGUGGAGCUUUUUUCGUCCAAACCCAAAAAGAACUUGAUGAUGAUGAUGGCGGUGAUGAUGACGAUGAUGCACUUUACAGGAGGAUAAUGGCGUGGAAAGUUUUUUUUUUUUAGUCUAAAAAAAGCACAUGAGGAUGAAGCAAGUGUAUGUUAUGUAGCAUACUAAGUCUUAACUUGAUGAUGAAGUUAAUGUACAUUGUGAGUUAUGUAAAUAUUUGUGUAGGUGUAUUAUGACACUUACUUUGUUUUUUUUUGUUUUUGUCAUUAUUGUGGAAUAUACAAUUUCUAAAUAUCUUGGCAAAAAUAGGCAUCAAAUGCAUGAGGGGGUAUUAAGGACAUGAUGAACAGAAGAAAAUUGUACAAUUAUGAGAAAAAGUCACAAAGCUAUGACAAGUAGCAUUUUUUUUUCAAGAAAAAGUUGUAAUACUACUUGUGAAAAAGUAGUAAUAUUUGAGAACAAAAUUGUUUUUGUCCCGUAAAGAUUUUGUCCUGAAAAUACAAAUGUGUUUUCAUAUAUUACAAUUUAUUUUCCUCGACUAUGAGUUUUUUCAUGUAUUACAAUUUUUUUUCUUGUAAUUUUGCCACUUUUUCUGAGAAAAUGAACCUUUUCUCAACAAUAUAUUUUGUGAAAUUGCUACUUUUUUCCUUGGAAAAACAAUUUUUUCUCAUCAAAACUAUGACUUUCUUUAUGUAAAAGUCUGACUUUAAUUUAAAAAAAAAAAAGAAAAAAGAUAUAUGAAUUCGGUUGCCGUACUAUUCCGUUGCCUAAUUCUUUUUCAAGAAAAAAAGUCAUUUUAUAAGAAUAAUAAUUUGAAACAUCGGAGGAAACAAUAGUAUUUUAGUGGCAAUAUUACAGGAAGAUAAAUAAUGCGUGAACAAAAUCAUCGAUAAAAGUCGUAGUAUCACGAAAACACAUUUGGAUUUUUUUCAGAACCAAAUCAAAAUUUGGGGAGAAAAAAAUGUUGUAACAUUAUGAGAAAAAAAAUAUUUUCAAGAAAGUCACAAUGUUAAUAACAAAAAAGGUGAAAUAUGACUUUUUUUUAAUUACAAAAAUGGGAACACGGUAUUUAUGUUAGGAAAUGUUAGUUUUUUUAAAAUAUAUUUUCAAGAAAGAAAUGUUAAUGUUCGAGUUUACAGCAAUGUUAUGUUACGUUUUCCCCCUCAUAAAUACAA
Molecule: messenger RNA, 3273 nt
Organism: Phycodurus eques (leafy seadragon)
Lineage: Eukaryota; Metazoa; Chordata; Actinopteri; Syngnathiformes; Syngnathidae
Gene: fam13c
Product: family with sequence similarity 13 member C
Exons: 10
Coding region: 583-2091 (502 amino acids)
Source: RefSeq, a predicted model, not a curated record